This is a messenger RNA of Mauremys reevesii (Reeves's turtle), 795 nucleotides long. RefSeq names its product phospholipase A2 inhibitor subunit gamma B-like. The coding region runs from base 73 to 744 and encodes 223 amino acids. The record is from RefSeq and is a predicted model, not a curated record. Gene Ontology annotation, cellular component: extracellular region. Gene Ontology annotation, molecular function: phospholipase inhibitor activity. NCBI's taxonomy places the organism in Eukaryota, Metazoa, Chordata, Testudines, Geoemydidae. The transcript has 5 exons.
GUGAUCAAUCCUCCGGCCAGAGAAUUGGCUGCAUCCGAGACCCCAGCGCCGAUCUACUGCUUCCCCAUCACCAUGGAGGCUUCUCUUGCUGUCUGCAUCCUCGCUGCUCUCCUGGCUACGGGGACCUGUCUGCAGUGUGAGGUUUGCACUGGAUUUGGAAGCAACUGCACGGGCAGCAUGCAGAACUGCACCGCUGGGCAAGACUCUUGUGGCAUCUUCCUUACUGAAAUCAUAGUGGUGGGAAUUGAGUCCCAGAGGAUUCUCAAGGCCUGUGUGCCGUCGAGUCAAUGUGAAGCCGGCCUCAUCUCUGUGAAUUUUGGGAACAUAGUGACAUCAAGGACGAACAUCACCUGCUGCGUGGGAGACGCCUGCAAAACAGUCCAUGUUACACUGCCCCCGGCUGACACCACACCCAACGGCCGGCGCUGCCCGAGCUGCUUCGCUCUGGACACUGAGCAGUGCCAUGAAGGGACCUUAGAGUGUGCUGGAUCUGAGACCCAAUGUAUUGACGCCACUGGGGCUAUAAUGUUUGGUCGCAGCCCAAUACCGAUCGUCAUGAAGGGCUGCGUUUCCGAGUCCAUGUGCCACCACUUAAAUGAGACUUCGUCGGCCUUCGCAAGGAUCAAUUUGAAUCUAACCAGAGAGAAAUGCACUCAGCCCUCCGUUGUGGUGGGCGGGGCACCAGGAGCAGCCGGGCUCCUCCCGGCCCUCGCUGGGCUCCUCCUGCUGACGCUUCUCUCCUGAUUCCCCACCCAGUGCAACGAGCCACACGGCACUGAAAUCCACCCUGCAGCC